Molecule: messenger RNA, 1530 nt
Organism: Sabethes cyaneus
Lineage: Eukaryota; Metazoa; Arthropoda; Insecta; Diptera; Culicidae
Product: opsin, ultraviolet-sensitive
Exons: 5
Coding region: 1-1530 (509 amino acids)
Biological process (GO): G protein-coupled receptor signaling pathway; visual perception
Cellular component (GO): membrane
Molecular function (GO): G protein-coupled receptor activity
Source: RefSeq, a predicted model, not a curated record
AUGUUGAAACAAACCGUAGCAAUUCUGUUCGUACUGUGCGAAAUUAUCGCAAAUAUCAGUGCCAAUUUUGAGUUGACAAGUUCAUUACCGGUUGCACGUUCGAACCAGCUUCCUCCGCCGGCGCCGGCCGAAGAUCUGUGGCGGACGGCAAAAAUGACAACCUCCCUACAAUCGGUCGGUUCCAUCAGUGCCAACGUGAACGGGCAACUAUCGCCAGAGGAAGCCGAUAGUGGCAGUCCGCAACCGGCGUUUUCGAGUGCCGGCGAUGCCGGAACGACCACCCUGCUGAACGUCAGCGCCCUGUGGAGCAAAUACCUAACGCUUUCCGGUUACUUCGGCCCACCGAUCGAGGACACCCUGAGGGAACGCAUCGCUCCCUUCUGGUUGCAGUUCGAUCCGCCGUCGCCGACCGCCCACCGCACCGUCGGCGUCAUCUUCGUCAUUAUGGCGCUGGUUGGGCUGACCGGUAAUCUGCUGGUUAUUGUCAUGUUUUGCAAGUUCAAAACUCUACGAACGCCAGCCAAUUAUCUGAUCAUCAACCUAGCGGUUUCGGAUUUCAUAAUCAUGCUGGAGUGUCCGAUCUUUGUCUACAACAGCUACUACCUAGGGCCGGCUAGUGGUAAUCUAAUGUGCACGGUGUACGCCAUGCUGGGAGGAAUCGGCGGCAACUGUGCCAUCCUAACGCUGACGAUGAUCUCCAUCGAUCGGUAUAACGUGGUCGUGUAUCCACUGAACCCGAACCGAUCGACCACCCGGCUAAAGGUGAUGCUGAUGAUCAUCUUCUGCUGGAUCUUCUCCGCCAUUUUCGCCGUCAUCCCGAUACUGGGAAUCGGUCUGAGCCGAUACACCCCCGAGGGAUUCCUGACGGCUUGCAGUUUCGACUAUCUGGACAAGGACUAUUAUGCACGAGUUUACAUGUUUUUGUACUUUUUCUUCGCCUGGUGCGUUCCCUUCCUGACGAUCUCCUACUGUUACGUGUCGAUCCUGCGAGUGGUUAUCGGAGCUGGCAGCAUACAGUCGAGUAAGAAUAAGAAUAAAACCGAAAUCAAGCUCGCUGCCGUCGUGUUUGGAAUCAUCGGUUUGUGGUUCUUGGCGUGGACGCCUUAUGCGGUGAUUUCUAUGAUGGGUGUGUUUGGUUAUGAGCGUUUGUUGACACCGCUCGGGUCGAUGGUACCGGCAAUAUUCGCUAAAAUUGCCUGCUGCAUCGAUCCCUACUUCUACGCCAUGAACCAUCCCCGUUACCGACAGGAACUGCGACGCAUGUUCGGCAAAGGCCAGCAGGAUGUUGCCAACUCACAGUAUCAAACGUCCCGGUACACCCGUGGUGGCAAUUCGGAAGCUGCUCCCGACGAACGCGUUACGCUCGGGCCGCAAGCAGGUAAGGUCGACGAAGAACCGGCUGCCGGCGGUGUUGCCACUCGUAGGGGUGCUCUUCAACGGGCUCAAUCUUCCAUUUCAGCAGCCGACGAAACCACGCUGUCCGUCUCGGUCGAUCUGACCGAAAGCCGGCCGAACAACGGGGCCCACUAG